UAUGAAAAUAUCAAAAAACCUGCAGUCUUUAUUUGAUAUAUUUUUUGAUAAUUAAUUAAUAUUGAUCAAUGGGUAUACAGAUAACACCUAGGACUGAAUCAAAUUAUAUUUUUUUAUCUUGAUAGGACAAUGCAUAUUUUAUUAGUAGUACGUUUACAUUAGAUAUUAUGUUCCUAUGUACGUACCUAAGUUUGUAAUUUUAAUUGAAUUAUGGUACCUAGUGGACACUGAGGUUGAAUGUGUUCCAGGUACCACAGAGGUGUAUCGUUAGUCCGAGGCAAACAAAGAACUGGCGUCAAAAGAAAGGUAUCAGCACGCUACACCGAAGUGCAACCUGACUUCAUCGAAAAUGUAAUCAAAUACGAGGAGGAAGCCGUAAACUCGGGGUCUCGUAUCGUGUCGGGAUGGGAGGCAGUGCCUGGCCAGCACCCACACCAUGCUGCUCUUCGAAUGGUAGACCCUACUGGUAGUGUAGGUGGCUGCGGAGGAUCAUUCGCGUCCAAGGAAUGGGUCAUCACCGCUGCUCAUUGUACUGCUGGUCGUGUUACAAUAGUAGUCCGCGGAGGUGUUGUCUCCCUUACCGACCCGGAGUACAUCCACGAGACGACUGAAUACUACAACCACCCGCUGUACGACAACAACCGACCAACUGUUGUACAACCCCAUGAUAUCGGUCUUGUCAAGCUCCAGAGCCCUGUCACAUAUUCCUUCCGUCUGCAACGUAUCCGCAUUCAACCGAGAGCUGACGCGUAUCGCAACUAUGAAGGAGCAGUAGUCUACGCCAGUGGACACGGCAGGACAUGGACUGGAGGCGCCGUCACCGAGGUUUUGCGAUGGGUGUACCUGACCGCGAUCUCGAACCAGGCCUGUGGCAGCACAUUCACAAGUGGCAUCAUUAUUGAGACCUCUAUCUGCGCACGAUUCUUCAACGUCACCUCUCAGUCAACAUGUCAGGGAGACAGCGGUGGUCCACUUGUCCAUGUUGGUUCUGACAGUGUUCCGACUCUUAUCGGUGUGACCUCCUUCGUAGCUGGUGGAAACUUCGGUUGUCACUCUGGUCUUCCCGCUGGUUUCAUUCGUCCGGGGCCGUAUCUUGAUUGGUUUGAACAAGUUACUGGCAUUGAUUUUGAAAAUCUAGUUGAAGAUGAGCCCACAACUCCUGCCCCUAGUCCUACAACUCCUCGCCCAACAGAGACGGUGCCUAUAACUACACCUGAAAUUGACUACAAUACAACUCCCGAUUACCGUCCUAGCCCUACAAUUCCUGCCCCUAGUCCUACAACUCCUAGCCCAACAGAGACGGUGCCUAUAACUACACCUGAACCAGAUCGCCCUACUUCUACUUUCCCUGAUUCAAAACCUACAAGUUCUAUCCCUGAUGUUACCACCUUUGCACCUGUUCAGCCGACUACUGAAGACUAUCAUAUAACAACUCCCAAUGACGAAGAAGGCUCUGGCGGAGACGGCGGUGAUGAUUCUGACUGUUCCGAUUCUAACGAAGAUGAUGAAAUGUCAGAACUUCUUAAACGUCUCGAAGUUAAAGUUAAAGUCAAGGUCAGGUUCGACAAAUACAAACACAAGGAAGAGAAAGAAAAAGUUACAGAAAUUAAAAAACAUCAUUAAUUAAAUGAAUAAAAUGUAAGCCUUAAAGUUUUGAAGCAAUGCAAUGUAUCAAAGACAAAAUAAUUUUUACUGAAGUUAUUUAUUACCAUUACGAAAUGAAGUAAAUCCAAUUUAAUAUAGAAAAA
This is a messenger RNA of Spodoptera litura, 1748 nucleotides long. The record is from RefSeq and is a predicted model, not a curated record. NCBI's taxonomy places the organism in Eukaryota, Metazoa, Arthropoda, Insecta, Lepidoptera, Noctuidae.